This is a messenger RNA of Alternaria arborescens, 2619 nucleotides long. RefSeq lists its product as hypothetical. Gene Ontology annotation, biological process: TORC2 signaling. The transcript has a single exon. The coding region runs from base 1 to 2619 and encodes 872 amino acids. Lineage: Eukaryota; Fungi; Ascomycota; Dothideomycetes; Pleosporales; Pleosporaceae. Gene Ontology annotation, cellular component: TORC2 complex. The record is from RefSeq and is a predicted model, not a curated record.
AUGCCUCCCUCUUCACCACCCCCAGCCACCCCCUCGAUUCGACGCCCAUCGCUCGACGACUCCGACUCGGACGGCACCCAGGCGACGCUGCAGCAACAACGCCGCUCUCCCCUCCCCGCCGCCAUACUCUCGCCCUCGUCGGCAAAGUCGCCGACAUCAGCAGACUCGCGCGCCGCUCCAGCACAGAACUACCCGCGUCCAGGCAUUGUGCGCGAUGCUACGCAGAGUUCAGGCCACAUUGGCGCGCAUCUAGGACACCGCCCACGCCAGCGCUCCCAGGGCUAUUUCGAGCCCAGUUUGAGCUCCAUGAAGGAGGGCUCCAUACGCGACCGAGACAACACCAUGGCCUCGCAGACAAACCUUACCGCUUCCCAGAUUGCAGCCCAGGCCGCCUAUGCCUCGAAUCCUCAGCACAAUCGCAAGCGCUCCACCACCAUACCAGCUCCGAGUGAAGCUGCGCCUACUGGACGCGGCCAGCCCAUGAGUCCGCCGCCCAUGCCUGCUAAUUCCCAGGUCACGUUUAGGACAAACGGCAUGACAUAUUCGAAUGGCGUCAUGGGAGGCAGGAUGGCUGCAACGAGUGCUGCCAACGCCGCGUUUCCUCGCAGUCCGCUGAACUCGCCUGGCAUUGAAGGACAGCAACAACAGCAACAGCAACAGCAGCCACACGCAUCGCCUAAGCCAGCCUCGUCGACGCCCGAGCUGCCGCAACUGCAGAGACCGAAGGAGGGGAAGAGCAGGCUAGGCGGGAAGCUGUUCUCGUCCAAGCCCAAGAACAUCAAGGUGGACAAUAUGCUGAGCGGCAAAGACCAGGCAUUGCCGUCGCCAGGGAAGAUUGGUAUCGGCAUUCAUAGCUCGCAGGCGCUGAAUCGCAUGAUGAUGGCAGGCUCGACGACGAGUUUAGUUGACUCGGGAACCAACAGCAGUAACGCUUCUUUGUAUUCGUCCGCCAACGCAUCGACGUCUACACUAGUACCCCCACGCAACGAUUCCCUACCAGAGAAGAAGGAAGAGAAGCAUAAACACCACUUUUUAUCGCGGCAGAAGCACAAACUGAAGGAUCAAGAUGGCUUUGCUCUCCCAUUAUCCUCUGCGAGUAGUAAUUCUAAACCAACAAACCCUAGCGCUCCCGAGCCGCUGUAUUCCUUCGCGCCGUCAUCGCCAGGACAUUCAAGCUCGUUUGCGAACUCGGUGACGGGCUUGGAUCUCAGACACGGUGGCCGGCAUUUGCGGCGAGCAAAAAAGGAAGAAAAGGCCGCUGCGUUCCUUGACGCUCAGCUGGAACCUCCGUACCGAGAACGGAACCAGUCGUUUAGUACCGAACGGUCAGAAUGGCCGAGUCUUUCUAGCAGUAUAACGACGACACCGAAUAUGGCGACACCCGGUCAAACAAUAUCUCAUACAACAGAGAUGCUGCAUCUGGGGAGUUCAUUUGGCAUCAACGGCCUGUCACCCGAUGACGCCUGGCCACUGUUAAAAGCAAGGGUAUUAUUGAUAUUUGAGGGCGAAGACCCCCGGCCGCCAGUCGAAGACUUCAACGCUUUAGUCACCGUCCACAUCAAACGCUGCAUCCACAAACGAUCCCCCAUAAUUCUCAUUGAGGAUUUGAAUGAGCUCCUCCAAACGGGUUUCGGCUCUUUAGACCAAACACUACGUCAUGUUCCUGACGAUCGGCUUAUCCCUCAUUUGGUAGAAAUGUGGCUCGUGGUCUUCACUACCAUCCUACCUUUUUUGCAAGCUGUUUUCCUACCGCUAGACUUGGAGUUCCGAGGCUCAGGCAUAAUGACAAGUGCCCAAGCGGCAGAGUUCUGGGGUGUCAUGUUGCCAGACGAAAUGAAUACCAAGAGUCCUGAACAUAGGAAUAUACCGAUACUCGGGGAGUUGGAAGUGAGGAGAAUAACGCUGUUGAUGUUUAGGGAUAUUGUGAUACUACCACGUUAUGAAGCGCUCAUGGCCAUCUUCUCAAGACUGAGUUUGGAGAAUUUGAAUGCAGGGUUGGAAAGCCCGAGUCCGAUUCCAGAUGGCGUUAUGAGUGGACAGCAGCAGCAGCAGCAGCAACAGAGGCCGGGUACAGCUGGAAGUAGCAGCGGCGACAUGGCCAUGGGCAGUCUCAACUCGACAUCGCAGAGCUCAGGGGGCUAUCUGGAGAGUACGACGAGUAUCACGAGUUCGACUUUUGCCGCCAGCACACGCAGCAGAGCGACGAGUAACACGUCGGCUGGUUCCUUUUCCUCCAACCCAUCACAACAUCCCCCCACCUCGAACCCUUACCAACUCAACCCCCUACAUCCUACCAUCUCGCACUUGCACCCCCCACCCACCACCUCCCAUUCUUCUUCAAACCACAACAAUGCCCCUUCGAGCUUGCGCCAGACCCCCAUGGAUAGCACAAAAGUGACGGAGACUGUGGGCAGAAUGCUGCAGUGCGUGUCUGUCCUCGUCUCGUUGCAGUCGAGCGAUGAUGCGCAGGACAAGAUUAGUAGGUUGAGCAAGGAGCUCAAGUAUAAUUGGUUGGGUAGGGGUAGGACGGGCAGACAGAGACAAGGUUUUGUGGGGCCGAGGAGUAGAGGGCUUAAUCUCGCUGCUGGUGGUGUUUCCGUUCCAGGUGUUGGUGCGUAG